GAGCAUCGGAUACGUUCACAAGCUCUUUCAUAGAAACAGAUACACAAGGCUUUAGGUGUGAUUUCGUUUUUUUUUUUUUUUUCCAUCAAAGGAAGAAAUUAAAAAAAAAGAAAAGAAAAGAGAGAGAAAAAGAGUUUGUGGGUUUUACGUAUUAUUGUGAUAUAUGGAGGAGAAGAUGAAUAUGGGUAAUGGAGAAGAUGGGCAUGUGGUGGUGGGUGUCCCGGUUCACAGCCAAGUGAUGAAGAUCAAGCAAGAAUUUGAGAAGAUCAGACACCCUUCUCUCCAACAGCCAGAGAUGAGACGGGUUUUGCUCCGGGAUUUCAACCGGCAACGAUCACGCUCACCGCUUGGAUUGGCCGAGAGACCCAUCUCUGUUGGGAAUUGAAAACCGCCAUGGCUGAUGUUUUUAGGAGAAAGAAUGAACUACUUCUUUGUCUCAUAUCUUUAGGACUCGGGAACUUUUUUUUUUUUUUUUUUUUCUGUUUUAUGUUUCUCAGACGCCAGUUUUUGGUGUUUUGAGGGGUUUUAUAUUCCAGUUGUACAGAUGAUCUUUUGGAAUAGGAUUGGAGAUAACAGUGAAAUACUUUUUUCAAUGAAAUUAUUAUUACUUUUUA
Messenger RNA from Ziziphus jujuba (common jujube), 614 nucleotides. RefSeq lists its product as uncharacterized. The transcript has a single exon. The record is from RefSeq and is a predicted model, not a curated record. Bases 164 to 385 code for a protein of 73 amino acids. NCBI's taxonomy places the organism in Eukaryota, Viridiplantae, Streptophyta, Magnoliopsida, Rosales, Rhamnaceae.